AUGACUUCAGUGGAAGAUGAGUAAGUGUUUUCCGCAACCUUUCCGCAUGCGGAAAAAUCUCAAAAAUUCUUUUCCAGCGCAUAUUUUCCGCUUGAGAUUGUUGCGGACGCGGAAGACGCGGAAAACCAUAAAUGCGAUGAUGUUAUGACUUCAUUAACUCGUAAACAUUUGCAAUGUUUAGCCAGGUAUUAAUUAAUUAAUUAAUUAGCUAGCUAAUUAAUUAGGCCCCCUAAUUAACCCUAAUUCCAGAUUUUCGAAUAAUGAUUUGCUGGAAAAAGACGCGCUGGGUCAAAAUGCUCUUCAUUUGGCUGCGCGCGUUGGAGACGCGCAGAUUUUGAAGUGAGUUACGGUAACCUUGAAUUACAGUAAUCUAGAGCUACAGUAUCCUGAGCCACACUGACAAAAUCCUAACAUACAGUAACCCGAGCUACAAUACCUCUAGUAAAAAAUAACCUAAACUUCAGCUUCCCAAUUUGCACUUUGAAUUAGCUACAGUACCCUGAGCUACAGUAAUUUAGAGCUACAGUACCCCCCCCCCCCCCAGAUUCUCUUGCUCUCUUAAUGAGCUACAAUAUCUUACAACUACAGGACCCUGUUAAACAGUAGGCUAAUCUACAGUACCUUGAGCUACAGUAACCUGACCAAGAUUUUUUUUGCAAGUGAAAAAAUAGCCUGGUUUUGAACGACCCUGAACUACAGUAAUCUACAGUACCCCAAUCUUUCUAGAUACCUAAUCGACCCUAAUCUACAGUACCCCUAAGUACAGUACUUUGAGCUACAGUAUCCUGAGAAGAAAUACAGUAACAAGAACUUUAAUUUUCUGAAUUCUAGACCUAAGUAAUCUACAGUUAGUGUUUCGAACUACAGUAUCUUGAACUACAGUAUCUCUACAGUACCCCGUUCCAGAUACCUCAUCGAUAGACUUCCCGAGUUGGUCCAAAUCCAAUCUCAAAACGGCGAAACUGCGGCACACAUUUGUGCGGCGCAUGGUGAUUUGAAGGCCAUCGAACUAUUGUUGGGCGGAGCCGAAUUGAAGAUUGCCAUGAAAUCCGCAUUGCUCAGGUUAGCCAGUUUAUAUGAGCAAUGAUUCAUUUUUGCAUUUGCAGAGACAUCAAUGGAACUUCAGUCCUGAUGGCGGCAGUCGCGCGAGGCGACAAUCAAAUUGCACUGUGGCUGCUGAAGCGAUUCGGCAAGUCGCUGGCGAUUUUGGAGAAUAAUUGUAAAAUGCUGCCGAUACACGUGGCAGCUGCGCAAGGUUUGUAUAAUUUUGUUAGCUGAGUAUCAAAUGUGUAUAGGUACGCAGCCAAAUUUUUCAAAAUUUUUGGAUUUUUUUCUCGAAAAAUUUUUGUUCACUCUGAUGUUUUUCUGUUCUCGUGAAAAUUUGACUGCGUACCUAUACACAUUUGAUACUCAGGCAAUUAUCUCAGGUACGCAGCCAAAUUUCCAACAAAAUUUAGAUUUUUUUGUUGACUGAGUAUCUAAUGUUGUAGCUGAAUUCUUCCUAUUGUGUGAAUUUGGCUGCGUUUCUAUGAACAUUAGAUACUCAGCCAACUGAACAAUUUGGCUGCGUACCUAGAUGCAUUUACCUUUUCACAUUAGAUACUCAGCUAACUAUAACAAACUUCACUGAGUAUCAAAUGUAAAUAGGUACGCAGCCAAAUUUUCAAAAAUUCUCCAAAACCUAUCGUGUUCGAUCUCAAAAUGCUCCAAAUUCUACGUGGAAUAUAACCUGAGCAAUGUUAUUUUCUUCGCAGGAAAUCUCGAAUUCCUUCGCGCCGCCAUCAAAUUCGAUCAGAACAUGGUGUCAGCCCGGGAUGAGUUCGGAUGUACGCCAAGUGUCUACGCGAUUCAGGGAGGCUGUUUGGGUACGGUACGAUUUUUGGUGGAGAAGGCGAAGAGUGAGAUGGGAAGUGUUAGUCAUCGAGGUAAGUUUUAGCUGAGUAUCUAAUGCAUCUAGGUACGCAGCCAAAUUUUCGUUGACUGAGUAUCUAAUGUUCUUCAAUCUAUUGUGAGAAUCUAGGUGUGUGAACAUUAAAUACUCAGUCAACUGCGUACAUCAAUAAGUUGACUGAGUAUCAAAUGCAUCUAGAGGAACGCAGCCAAUUUUCUUUUGGCUGAGUAUCAAAUGUAUCUAGAUACGCAGUCAAAUUUUGCAUGAGAACAGAACAUUUGGCUGCGUACUUCUGGGGAAACAUUAGAUACUCAAUCAACAAAAUGACCUACAUUUUUUUUUUCGAAAUUUGGCUGAGUAUCAAAUGUAUCUAGGUACGCAGCCAAAUUGUUCGGUUGACUGAGUAUCUAAUGUUCAUAGGUACGCAGCCAAUUUGUUAUUGGCAAAAAAUCGUUUUUUUUACGUGGAACAAAAAAAUGUUGAAUCAAAUUCGUUGAAAAAAAUUUGAAUAAUUCAAAAUUUUUUGAAACGUAAAAUUUCCGGGAUUUUUUUGAGAAGUUAAAAAAAUUAAUUGAACUGUUUUGGCGCCAAAAAAUGCCACGUCACAGGUCAAUCACUUCUCCACAUCGCCUGCCUUUGCGGUCACGAUCACAUUGUUCGCUGGAUUUUGAGUCGCGCCGGAAACGAUGCGAUUUUGUGGACGACGAAUGAUCGAGCAACCGCGAUACACUGUGCAGCCUGUGAGUUUCCGCGCGGAUCUUCCGCGCAUUGCUCAUAUUAGCCUCCUCUUGCAGAUUCGGGAAGUGUUCAAGUGUUGGCUCAACUGCUCUCGCCGUUCGGCAAGAAGAAACGAAGCUACGUGUUGACGCUGCGCGAUUCGCGCGGCAACACACCGCUUCAUCUGGCCGCAAUGAAUAAUCAUUUGGAUUGCGCGUUGUUUAUGGUGGGUUUUAUAAUAUGAGCAAUCCCAAAAUUCUUGAAAAGUUUAACAUGAGCAAUGGUUUUUUCCGGUUUUUUAACCUGAGCGAUCCUAAAAUUCAUUUUUUAACAAAACCUAGGCUUAUUGGGUGUCAAAAAACUCUAAAUUUCAUGAAAAUGUUAACCUGAGCAAUCCCAAAUUUCAAAAAAAGACAAAGUUAACCUGAGCAAUGAUUUUUAGGCUUCAAUAAUCAACCUGGGUUUAAUUUGAGUGAAAAAACUCAAUUUUUAACAUGAGCAAUCCCAAAUUCAAAAAAAACCAAAUUAACCUGAGCAAUCCUAUCCAAAAUGAAUUUUUCAACAAAGUCUAGGCUUGUUAGGUGUCAAAAAACUCCAAAUUUCAUGAAAAUGUUAACCUGAGCAAUCAUUGUUCGAAAUUUUUGAGCCAAAACAAAGUUAACCUGAGCAAUCCUCUAUCUAAAAUGAAUUUUUGAACAAAGCCUAGGCUUGUUGGGUGUCUAAAGACUCCAAAUUUCAUGAAGACCUCGAAAAUGCUAACCUGAGCAAUGCCGAAAUAACCUGAGCAAUGCUUGCAGCUCGAAAGCCACGCCGACGCCACCCUCAUCAACAACAACGGUCAUUCGGCUCAAUCGAUCGCCGCUCUACGGCAACAUCGCGAGAUGGAGCGACUCGUCGCCAGCUACCGCGACGCACAACCGCGUCGCGGCAAAAAGAAGAAGUCCGCGUCGCUUCACGAUCUGACAAUGUACGCGUCGUUGCGAAGCGGACCGCUGAGUCCGGGACAAGUCACGUCGUAUUCGACGAACACAAAUGGAGGUGAGUUGCGGACUGCGGACUUGCGCGUCGCGGAAACGCGGAAAAGCAUUAUUUCUCUUCACAGAUUACCCACUGCCACAACUUCACACAUUCUCACCGAGUUCCGGAUAUUCGAGUAGCGGCGAGGCGGGCGAAUCGAUGUGAGUUCGCGCAAAAAAAUAAUAAUUUUUUUUUUAAAUUUCCAGUCGCAGCCAGAAUGCUGAAAUUGUUCGCCAUCGUUUGCGAUUCAUCGAGGAUGACGUGGAUUCGUUGCGUGACACUGGUGCGCAAACCGAGAUGGAUGAUUUGGAGCAAGGAGUCAAGGUGAGCCUUAAGUCUAAGGCUUAGUUAGACAUGGCCUAGCCUUAAGCCUAAGAUUUAGACAUAGCCUAACCUUAAGCCUAAGGUUCAGACUUUAGGCUUAGCCACCUAAGGUUUAGGCUUACAAGGGAACCUUUUUUACUCAACACUUCAAAUCGUGGUGAAAUUUUGUCCAUAGACAGCUUUUGCGACCAUAAGAACACCUUAAAAAUUUCAGUCUCCCAAUGGACCUCUGAGCCAAGUUCUGGGUUCUCAAAAACUCAAAAAAGGCCUAAAAAUGGUCAUAAAAGUCAUCAUAGCUCCAUUUCAAAAAUUUUUUUGGGAGAAAUAAAGUUUCAGAUAUUGAUCAGCAUAGUCGAUUACCUGAAAGUACAUAAUUAAAAACUUUAUUUCGAAAAAUUUUGAAGUUUUUUAUUUUUCGGCUGAAAAUUCAUGAAAAUUCAUAUGUGCCCCUGCUCAUUCUUUUUUUCAAAAUCAGAAAUUAUUCUGAAAAUUUGAUUUUUUUUAUAUUUUUCGGGUAAAUCGACCACGCUGAUCAUCAUCCGCUACUCAGUUUUUCAUAAAAUUGAUCAAGAAUUGAGUUAUGACGUGUUUUAUGAGCCAAUUUUGACAAUUUUCGAACUUUUGAGAGCCCAGAACUUGGCUCAGAGGUCCAUUGGGAGACUAAAAUUUUUAGGGUGUUCUUAUGACCCCAAAAGCUAUCUAUGGUCAAAAUUUCAUCAAGAUUUGAAGUGUUGAGUAAAAAAGGUUUCCUUGUUAGAAAUUAAGUUACUUAAGUUCUCUAAGCCUAAGCCUAGGAGUUCAAAAUUGAAUUUCAGGUCAUCGACGACAAAACCUGGACCGGUUUGGGCCUCUCAGCCGUGGAACAAAUCGACAAAGUUUUGGACGCCAUCGAAUUCCACGACUAG
Messenger RNA from Caenorhabditis angaria, 4854 nucleotides. NCBI's taxonomy places the organism in Eukaryota, Metazoa, Nematoda, Chromadorea, Rhabditida, Rhabditidae. The record is from the annotation of a GenBank genome assembly.